Scutellospora calospora is the source of this 786-nucleotide messenger RNA. NCBI's taxonomy places the organism in Eukaryota, Fungi, Glomeromycota, Glomeromycetes, Diversisporales, Gigasporaceae. The record is from the annotation of a GenBank genome assembly.
AUGGCUCUUCCUAAAGUUCUAUUAACGAGAACGUUACCACCUGAGUCACAGCAACUCAUUGAAAAUGCUAAAGACAUCGAGCUUAUCCAUUGGAAGGACGAUAUUAUACCCCGAGACCAAAUGCUGAAAUUAGUACUAGGUGUUAAUGGAAUCCUUUGUAUGUUAACUGAAAAGAUUGAUUUAGAGCUCUUAGAUAAAGCUGGUCCAAACUUGAAAGUUGUAUCGACAUGUUCAGUGGGAUAUGACCAUGUAGAUUUAAAUGAACUCCGAAAACGCAAAAUACAUUUGGGAAAUACUCCUGAUGUACCUACAGACGCGACUGCAGGUAUAAGGUUUUUAACUAGAAAUAGAUUUUUAUGUUUUAAUAGAAUUGAAUAUUCAUCUUAUAGUCUAUAUGUUAUAAAAGAUAUCACUGCUUUAUUGGUACUGGCAGCAGCACGUAGAAUACGUGAGGGAAUUCAUGCUAUAGAAGAUGGGAAAUGGAGCAAGUGGAGUCCAGUCUGGAUGUUAGGUACUCAAUUGACUGAUAAGACUGUUGGAAUCGUUGGUUUUGGUCGAAUCGGAGCGGCUACUGCGUGUCGACUUAAGCCAUUUUUAGGCGCAAAUGGAAAAAUAUUAUAUUCUGGAAAUACUGAUAAGCCGAUGGCUGUUCCUCUCAAUGCUAUUAGAGUUGAAUUUAACUCGUUAGUUAGAGAUUCAGAUAUUAUUUGUAUAUGUUGCUAUUUGAACGAGAAAACUAAGGAGAUGUUCAAUUAUGAUGUUUUCAAAAUGAUGAAGAAAAACGUG